Rubroshorea leprosula is the source of this 3372-nucleotide messenger RNA. The record is from the annotation of a GenBank genome assembly. Lineage: Eukaryota; Viridiplantae; Streptophyta; Magnoliopsida; Malvales; Dipterocarpaceae.
AUUUGGUAUCAAAGCCAAUAUAUUUGGAGUCUACACGUCAUUCUGAGCGUUCUGGUGAAAAUCCGGUCGACAAAAAAGGUUGCACACGCCCCCACGCGCCACUGCCGUUGUCUCACGCGCCAACCACUCGCACCAUUGCAAAUCGCGUGAAAGUCACGCGCCGGUCUUCUUCAACCUCCAUUCGCCACGUCAUCGAUGCGUCAUCAGCCAGUCACUGCCACAUCAUCUAUUUGCCACGUCACUUGACAUGUCAUCAGCCACGUUAGUGACACGUCAUCACCACAGCCGCACUCUUUACCACGUCAUCAAGUCCCUCAACUUAUUUUGACCUUACAGAUUGAGCCCAUAAUUUUACAAAUUUCAAAUUACCCCCACUUUCAAAUAUUAACUUUCCAAAAAGCCCCUUACCAACCUAAACUCAUCAUGCCUCCUAGAAGACAAAAUCCUCCUUGUCAACGAGCUAUUCGGGACAUAGAAAUGGAAGAACUACGUCAACAAAUUCAAAGGCUUCAAGAAAAACUCGAAGCUUUUGAGGGACAACAAACUCAACACCCGCAAGAUGAACCACAUGAGUCAGAGGAAGAUACUGAUGACGAGAAUCCCUUCCAUCACCUAAGGGAUAAUGAAAGCUCAUCAUUAACAGAAAGAGUUCAUCGUCGACAAUGUCCCCAACAAAAUACUGCUCAUAAAUCCACUGACCUUAGCAUCAAAAUUGAUAUUCCAGAUUUUGAAGGUCGCCUUCAACCAAAUGAAUUUAUCGACUGGUCGCACACUAUGGAACGUGUGUUUGAACUCAAGGAUAUUCCUAACGACAAGCGUGUGAAGCUCGUCGCCAUCAAAUUAAAGAAAUAUGCAUCCAUUUGGUGGGAGAAUCUCAAACGCAGUCGAGAAAGAGAAGGCCGCAACAAAAUUAGAACUUGGGAGAAAAUGCGUCGGGAACUCACUCAAUAUACUAUGGAGUUUGAACAAUUAAUGAUGAAGUAUGAUGUUCGGGAAAAGGACGAGCAAACCAUAGCUCGAUAUCUUGGAGGAUUGGACUAUGACAUUUCCAAAGUUGUUCAACUUCAACAAUAUUGGACUUUGGAUGAUGUAAUUCGGCUAGCAUUGAGGGUUGAAAAGAAAAUCUCAAAGAAGAAUAUCCCUAGUACUUCAAAACCGCGGGAUUUUGGAGCCAGCAGAGGGACUCAAGCCUCAAAAACUGUUGCUAAGACUCCUGCCAAGAUUGAGAAGGAAGUCAGCUCGAGCCGUUCAGCUCAAUCUAACACUCGAAAGUGUUUCAAGUGUCAAGGAUUUGGCCACGUAGCCUCCGACUGUCCAAAUAGGAGAGUUGUCACCACUAUCGGAGGAGAAAUUCAUGAAGCCUCAGAAGAUGAAGCAGAAAAGGAGCAAAAUGAUGAAACUUAUCUACAUGCUACAAUAACCAAGGAUGAAGAUUGGCUUCGACAUAACAUCUUUCACACCAGAUGCACUUCUCGAGGGAAAGUCUGCAAUCUCAUCAUUGACAGUGGAAGUUAUGAGAAUGUUGUGUCAAAUUAUAUGGUUGAGAAGCUAGGUUUGCCUAUCAAAGAUCAUCCCCAUCCAUACAAGUACCAAGAUGAAGUAUGGUGUGAUGUUAUUCCUAUGGAUGCUUGUCACUUGUUACUUGGUCGCCCUUGGCAAUUUGACCGAAAGGCUAUCCAUGACGGCCAUGCUAACACCUACUCGUUUUUGAAAGAUGGUGUGAAGGUCAAGCUCACUCCCCUGAAGCCUGAAGAAACACUUGAAAAGAAGGAUGAGGACAAGGCUUUAAUCUCCAGAUCAACCUUUCACAAGUUGCACCAAGAGUCGGGAAUAGCAUGUCUCCUACUAUUAUCCAAAGUAAAUGAUGCCACUUGCCCUUUUCCAGAGGAAAUUCGAUCUCUCCUUGAAGAAUUUUCUGAUGUUGUUCCUGAUGAGAUCCCUCCUAGAUUACCACCAAUGAGAGACAUUCAGCAUGCCAUUGAUUUCAUCCCAGGAUCUGUCAUCCCAAACAAGCCUGCUUAUCGGAUGAACCCUCAAGAGUAUGCGGAACUUCAACGACAAGUCAAAAAACUGAUGGAGAAAGGACUUGUCAAGGAAAGUGUUAGCCCAUGUGCCGUGCCUGUGCUACUCGUCCCAAGGAAAGAUGGAACUUGGAGAAUGUCUGUAGAUAGUCGAGCAAUCAACAAAAUCACUAUCAAGUACCGCUUCCCAAUUCCACGCCUUGAUGAUAUGCUUGAUCAGCUGCAUGGAGCUACUGUCUUCUCAAAGAUUGAUUUGAGAAGUGGAUAUCACCAGAUGCGAAUGCAUCCCGAUGAUGAAUGGAAGACAGCAUUCAAAACUAGAGAUGGUUUGUACGAGUGGACGGUCAUGCCAUUCGGAUUGUCUAAUGCUCCCAGCACUUUCAUGCGCCUUAUGAACCAGGUAUUUCGACCCUUCAUUUGGAAAUUUGUUGUGGUUUACUUUGAUGAUAUCCUAGUAUAUAGCAAGAAUGAACAGGAGCACCUAGACCAUCUACGGCAAGUUUUUGAAGCCCUUAGAGAACAGAAACUUUAUGCUAAUCUCAAGAAAUGUUCAUUCCUCACUACAAGUGUGACAUUUCUCGGAUACAUCAUCACUGCUCAAGGUAUCAAGAUGGACCCCAGUAAGAUUGAUGCUAUUUUCAACUGGCCUACACCAACAUCGAUGCAUGAUGUUCGAAGCUUCCAUGGCCUGGCAUCUUUUUACCGGAGAUUCAUCAAGAAUUUUAGUUCUAUAGUUGCCCCUAUUACUGACAGCCUUAAGGUGUUAAUUCAAGAAGUUCGACCCAUUGCCUUUUUCAGUGAAAAGUUGAAUGACACAAAGCUCAGAUAUUCCACCUAUGACAAAGAAUUCUAUGCAAUUGUUCGAGCCUUGGAGCAUUGGAGCCAUUAUCUUCUUUCCAAAGAAUUCAUCUUGCACUCUGACAAUGAGGCAUUGAAGCACCUGAAUUCUCAACAGAAGAUCAAUCAUCGACAUGCUGCUUGGAGUGAAUUUCUACAAGCUUAUCCUUUCCUCCUCAAAUACAAAUCUGGAGUCCAGAAUCGUGUAGCUGAUGCUCUGAGUUGCCAACAUGCCUUGCUUACUUCCUUACAAAUGAAAGUCACUGGAUUUGAAGUGAUCAAGGAGUUGUAUGAGGAUGAUCCUGAUUUUAGCAACAUUUGGCAAGCCACUUCUAAUCAAGCCUUUCAGCAAUAUCAUCGCUAGCAAGAUUACCUCUUCAAGGGUAACCGACUAUGUGUUCCACAUUGCUCACUCCGAGAUUCAAUUAUCUGGGAAGCACAUAAUGGCGGAUUAGCUGGUCAUUUUGGGAGAGAUAAGACUUUAGCUCUUGUUAAAGAAAGUUUUUACUGGCUA